Molecule: messenger RNA, 2139 nt
Organism: Penicillium canariense
Lineage: Eukaryota; Fungi; Ascomycota; Eurotiomycetes; Eurotiales; Aspergillaceae
Exons: 7
Coding region: 1-2139 (712 amino acids)
Biological process (GO): positive regulation of GTPase activity
Cellular component (GO): cytosol
Molecular function (GO): guanyl-nucleotide exchange factor activity
Source: RefSeq, a predicted model, not a curated record
AUGGCUUCUACAAGUGGUAUAUCUACUUCCAAUGUAGCCGGGACAGAGGCUGCUCGCCAGCCUUGUGUCCCAGCUACCAGCUUUGAUUUGCCUUCGGUGCAACAAAUGUUCACGGAAUUGCCUGGAUCAUCUCCGUCUUUGACAACCCAAGGGACAGAGAGGCUCGAUCUCGAAGCCCAAGAGAAGAUGUUUCGUGUCUUAAAAACCGUGAUUGAGAAAGCCGACGGCGCGGCCGAGGCUGGGAACGCCUUUGAUCUCAAGGAACUCCAUGCAUCUUUGGAACAAGCUGAUGCUGAUGCACGGCGCGGUCGACGAGACCCCGAGUCCUUGAAGGUUGUGCUGAAAGCUCUUGAGCAGCUUUGGGUCAGCAACUCUGAGUUUCUGGUCCAAGCCGCUGAGGUUUUGGCUAACGGGAGUCGAGACCCGUCGUGGCGUGGUCCGAUUGGAAAUUCUGGGGUUCUGAAGUUCUUUCUAGAAGUCAUCUCAUCGAAGAACAACGUAGAUGCCAAAUUGCUUCUUCAUUCUUUGCGUUUGGUUGGCAAUUCUUGCGCCGACACGGAUGAGAACAGGGAGAUCGUUGUAGACGGCAACUACACCCUUGCGAUCAUCAGGCAUUUCCUCAAUCCUGAAUUGAUCCAUGUCGCGAUUCCAGUGAUUUACAAUAUUUGCAUGGACUACGAGCCCGCACAUGUCCAAAUGGCGGAAAAUAGAACGGCAUACAUCAUCUUGAAACUUCUCAAGGAGGGUGCUAUCAAGGACAACAGUGCUCUUCUCAGCUUCUCUUAUGACCUGGUGGAGCUGGCCUCGGAGCAAGCGCAAGGCAUUGAGAAUUCUCCUGAUGGAACAAUCUGGCUUCUCACAGAGCUCGCCCUGGCCGAAGAAACCGAGUUUGAACACUACUCAUCCCUGGUGAAUAGUCUUUCUAUGUACUUGGAAAAGGAGCGAUUCCAGAAUGCCUGUAUCUCAAACAACAUGGUCGAGGGCCUAUUGUCUGUUCUCCGCCGGUCCUUCUCUAUCGAAAUCGAUCAGUCCUCUAAAGAAGAGGUCCAAACCCUUGCUCAGGUCCGGCUCAAGACCAACCAGGCUCUGGCAGAGGUUUCAGCUUCGUCCUUAUUUGCCGAAAACUACCCGCUUGACUCUGCCCUUUCGCGGACAUUAAAAUCAUGGAUUAUUGCCGAUGAAGAUCAGCUUCAGAUCUGCGCGUGUGUCAUGCUCGGCAACCUGGCCCGAUCUGACGAGGUCUGCCAGGUGAUGGUGCGGGAUCUGAAGAUUCACGAAGAGUUGAUCUCUGUCCUUAAGAGUGACUCCCGUGGCGCAGUCCUCCACUCUGCUCUCGGAUUCUUGAAGAACCUCGCAAUUGCUGGCGACAACCGCAUUAGCCUUGCGGAGGCCGGGAUUAUCCCUGCUGUGUCUCGCUUGUGGGCAUUUGACUCUGUUCCACAGGUCCAGUUCUCUGCCGCUACUAUCGCUCGUCAGGUGAUCAUUUCUUCCAUGGACAAUAUCUUGCGUCUGUUGGCUCCGCUCUCGGAGGACCCGGAUUCUCCCGCUCAUAAUCGGACAUAUCUUUCUCUGCUUUUGUGUCUCUUUGAGAAGACUGACUCUGCGCCAAUUAAAACUGAGAUUGGACGCACUGUUGCUUCUAUUUGCCGAACUGUCUCUCCCAAGGCACGUGAUGGAGAUGAGGAAGCAGCCUCCUUGUUGGAAAAACUUUACACCCUUCACGAGGGAGUUGCUCGUCCGGUUGGUACGAUGAUCACUCAGUCCCAAUGGCCUGUUGUUCGGAGUGAGGGAUGGUUUGCUUUGGCUCUGAUGGCAAACAACAAGUUAGGCUGCACAGCCGUAGUGGACUGCUUGCACAACGAGGAAGUAAUGGGGCUACUUAAGCAGACUCUUGGUGGAGAGGCUUCUAGUUCGGAUGACUCUGCGGAAACGAACAUUUCCCAGGUGGCCAAAGAUUGCGAUAAUGCUUUUGUCCUGGUACAAGAGCUUUUGAAGAACGAGUGCGGUGCACUCCCAGCAGGUUAUCGGGGCGCAAUAGAGGAUUUGGUCAAUGAUAAUGCUUUGCGUAAUUUGAAGGAGGGCUGCUUUAAGCAAAGAAAUGUCAAGAAGAGUACCGAGAGUCUUAUCUGCGAGAAGUAA